Cloeon dipterum is the source of this 2014-nucleotide messenger RNA. Its product is annotated as RING-type E3 ubiquitin-protein ligase PPIL2. Bases 128 to 1693 code for a protein of 521 amino acids. Gene Ontology annotation, molecular function: peptidyl-prolyl cis-trans isomerase activity; ubiquitin protein ligase activity. The record is from RefSeq and is a predicted model, not a curated record. Gene Ontology annotation, cellular component: catalytic step 2 spliceosome. Gene Ontology annotation, biological process: protein polyubiquitination; protein peptidyl-prolyl isomerization; protein folding. The transcript has 10 exons. NCBI's taxonomy places the organism in Eukaryota, Metazoa, Arthropoda, Insecta, Ephemeroptera, Baetidae.
UUUGUUUCUCUAGUUGUGAUUAUAUCAAAAACGCGUUGUUGCAGUGACCAUAGACCCGCACGAACCUAUAAUCCUAAUUACAUUAAUUACAAGCAUAUUACCCACCUUUUGCAUUAAACUCAUCAAAAUGGGGAAACGCCAGCAUCAAAAAGAUAAAAUGUACUUGACGUACACUGAAUGGACUACACUCUACGGAGGCAAGCGUCCGGGUCCACCAACUGGAGAUAAAGCUAACUUUCGACGGCUUCCAUUUGAUCACUGUUGUAUCACGUUACAACCUUUUCAACAUCCUUACUGUGAUCUUAAAGGCAACAUAUAUGAGCUGCAGGCCAUCAUUGACUUUAUUAAAAAGUUCCACAAAAAUCCCUGCACAGGGGAGCCUAUUGAUGCCAAGUCUCUGGUAAAACUGAACUUCCACAAAAAUGCUGAAGGAAAGUACCACUGCCCGGUGCUAUACAAGCAGUUCACCAACAACUCGCACCUAGUUGUUGUCAAGAACACUGGGAAUGUCUUUUCUUAUGAGGCUAUCGAACAGUUGAAUAUCAAGACAAAAAGUUUCAAGGACUUGCUGACUGAUGAACCAUAUAACCGGAAAGAAUUGAUUACUCUUCAGGACCCUGCCAAUAUUGACAAGUUCAACAUUUCAACUUUCUACCAUUUGAAGCAUGAUCUAAAACUGGUAGAAGAUGAAAAAGAGGAGGACCCCAACGCAAGACUCAAAUCUGUCAACUUGGAGACCAGAGAAACCUUGGCUGAGUUAGAAAGAGACUACAAACCAACCGCCAGUGAAGUGCCAAAAGCAAGGAAAAUGGCUGACAAAUUCAAUGCGGCUCACUACUCUACUGGCAUGGUAGCAGCUGGUUUGACAUCAACGGUGAUGGCGCCCGUUCUGGAGCAUGAGGCUGCAAUAAUUGAUGAAGAUUUGGUCCUCUAUGACAGAGUGAAAAAGAAGGGAUAUGUCAGAUUAAUGACCAACAAAGGCCCUCUGAAUUUAGAGCUUUUUUGCGAUAUGCUGCCCAAAACAUGCGAAAAUUUCAUGAAGCUCUGCGCAGCUGGAUAUUACAAUGGCACAAAAUUCCACCGAUCAAUCAGGAACUUCAUGAUUCAAGGGGGAGACCCAACUGGAACUGGUUUAGGAGGAAAAUCGAUCUGGGGAAAACCAUUUGAGGACGAGUUCAAGCCUAAUUUGACGCAUACAGGAAGGGGCGUCCUCUCAAUGGCCAAUAGUGGUCCAAACACCAACAAAUCGCAAUUCUUUAUCACGUAUCGCUCAUGUCGUCAACUGGACAACAAGCACACUGUGUUUGGAAAAGUGGUUGGUGGUCUGGACACGCUGAAUAAAAUGGAGAUGAUUGAGGUGGACAACAAGGACAAACCUAUUGAAAACAUCGUCAUCCAGACUGCUCAAGUUUUUGUUGAUCCAUACCAGGAAGCAGAAGAACAGCUUGCUGCUGAGCGAGAGGCGGAAUUGAAGAGAGUAGCCGAGGAAAAAGCUGCGGCCAAGAACAAAGCAAAAAAAGCAGCAGCAGAUGCUCCUCUCACUGUGUAUAGAGCAGGUGUCGGAAAGUAUCUCAACCUGCCGAGCACUUCACAAAUGAUCAAAGGCGAUAAUUCAACUGAAUCAUCAGAACCACAGCCGAAGAAAAGAAAAGAAAUCCCUGGUUACAAAUUUGGCGCUUUCAGCAAUUGGUGAUUGGGUUGUAAUCGUAUGCUUUGUAAUAUAAGAAUAACAAACAAAACUUUUAAAAGUUUCUUUUCACACAUGCGUCUUUUUUAUUUUGGCUGCCAUGCUAAAAUAAAUGUUAAUCAAAAUAUUCGUUCAUUAUCUUCUGAGAGAGAAGCUUUGUAAACAACAUCGAUCACUGAACCCAAACUUAUUCAUAAUAUUUAUAUUAUCAUUUUUAUUCAUCCUAACAAUGACAGGUUGGUGGAAUCGACAGUAAAUUAAAUAAAGGAUGUCAAGGCAAAAUUAUACUUUGGAAAAAAUAAAAAGUAACUGUUAGUAUACAAUUAA